Messenger RNA from Toxotes jaculatrix (banded archerfish), 219 nucleotides. RefSeq names its product retinal cone rhodopsin-sensitive cGMP 3',5'-cyclic phosphodiesterase subunit gamma-like. Gene Ontology annotation, biological process: positive regulation of epidermal growth factor receptor signaling pathway; positive regulation of G protein-coupled receptor signaling pathway; visual perception. The coding region runs from base 1 to 219 and encodes 72 amino acids. The record is from RefSeq and is a predicted model, not a curated record. NCBI's taxonomy places the organism in Eukaryota, Metazoa, Chordata, Actinopteri, Toxotidae. Gene Ontology annotation, molecular function: cGMP binding; 3',5'-cyclic-nucleotide phosphodiesterase activity. The transcript has 3 exons. Gene Ontology annotation, cellular component: photoreceptor outer segment membrane.
AUGAACGCAGCAGCAGCAGAAGGCUCCAAGGCCGCUCCACCCAAGUUCAAACAGAAGGAGACCAGGCAGUUCAAGAGCAAAGCUCCCAAAGCCGGACAGAAGGGGUUUGACAAUGAUGUACCAGGCAUGGAGGGUCUCGGAGACUCUGCGGUGGUCUGUCCCUGGGAGGCGUUUGGUGACAUGGAGCUGAGCGACCUGGCUCAGUUUGGCAUCGUCUAG